AUGCGCUUCCACAUCCCCUUCCUCCUGGCGAUCUUUGCCAUUGCCCAGGCAUCGCCAGUCGCAGCUCCACAUGAGCUUGUCAGACGCGACGGCGCCGCCGUCAUCGAUGCCGUCAACAUCGUCACAGAGUCCAUGAUCGCCCUCAACAACACCGUGACCGCCUACAAGGGCGGGUUUCUCGGCACGUUUACAGCGCUGAAGAUCGAAUUCCAAUCUAUCGCACUCAGCAACGACUUGCGCGAUGCGAUCUCCACGACCAAGUCUUCUGCAAACUUCACCGAAGAGGAAUCGCUCAACGUCUCUGGGGCGUUUCUCGAAUUGCAGCCAAACAUCGACUCUACCCUUGACAAUAUCGUCUCGAAGAAGCCGCAGUUUGAUAAUGGGUUGCUAGGUAUUGGGAGUCUGGCGUUUCUGGUCAGGUCGAACCUGGAGAAGCAGAAGGAACUAGCGGGUGAGUUGGGCGACGCGGUUGUUCUGAAAUUGACGAAGACCUAUGCGGUCAUUGCGCCGCUGCUGAAUGCCCAGAUUCAGGCAAAGUUCGAGGAGGCUAUUGCGGCGUUCGAGUAGUGACACCUGAUUGCUGUGCAAGAUUUCUCGGGGUUAUUCAGGAAGCAGUGGAUUUCAUAACGAAGUCAGUCGUCCAGUUAGCCUGUACAUAGGUUCUAAUCAAGCUUGACUACCACCGAG
Molecule: messenger RNA, 687 nt
Organism: Aspergillus nidulans FGSC A4
Lineage: Eukaryota; Fungi; Ascomycota; Eurotiomycetes; Eurotiales; Aspergillaceae
Product: cell wall mannoprotein 1 family protein
Exons: 1
Coding region: 1-567 (188 amino acids)
Cellular component (GO): fungal-type cell wall
Source: RefSeq, a predicted model, not a curated record